Emericellopsis cladophorae is the source of this 1059-nucleotide messenger RNA. RefSeq lists its product as uncharacterized. The coding region runs from base 1 to 1059 and encodes 352 amino acids. The record is from RefSeq and is a predicted model, not a curated record. Gene Ontology annotation, cellular component: nucleus; cytoplasm. NCBI's taxonomy places the organism in Eukaryota, Fungi, Ascomycota, Sordariomycetes, Hypocreales, Bionectriaceae. The transcript has a single exon.
AUGUCGACCGAAUCAGCCGCCAAGCGCAUCAAGACCAACCCCUCGUCGCCGCUCAUCGGCACGCACAAUGGGCACUUUCAUGCCGAUGAGGCGCUGGCAGUUCACAUGCUUCGCCUGCUGCCCACAUACUCUACCUCGCCGCUCGUCCGCACGCGCGACCCCAAAGUCCUGGAGACGUGCCACACGGUAGUAGACGUCGGCGGCGAAUACGACGCCCAGAAGAACCGCUACGAUCAUCACCAGAGGGGGUUCGGCACCACUUUCCCCGGUCGCCCAACGAAGCUGAGCAGUGCCGGCCUGGUCUUUAUGCACUUUGGCAAGGCCAUCAUCGCGCAGAAGCUCGGGCUCCCGGCGAACGAGGCGAGCAAGGACGUUGACCUGCUGUACAGCAAGCUGUACGAGAACUUUGUCGAGGCGCUGGACGCCCACGACAACGGCAUCUCCGUGUACGACCCCGCCGCCAUCGCCGCCGCUGGGCUGGAGAAGAGGUUCUCGGACGGAGGCUUCGGUCUCGGUGCCAUGGUCGGCCGUCUCAACCCCAACUGGAACGAUCCCAAGCCCCAGGACCCGAGCGAGGCGCAGGCGGCUGAGGAUGACAAGUUCCUGGUCGCCAGCCAGCGCAUCGGCGAGGAGUUUGAGCGGGACCUCGACUACUACGCCAACGUCUGGCUCCCCGCGCGCGCCGUGGUGCAGAAGGCAUUUGACCGCAAGUCAGAGUUUGACGCGCAGGGUCGCGUCCUCGUCUUUGACGGCCAGAGCGUGCCCUGGAAGGACCACCUCUACUCCCUUGAGGACGGCAACCCUUCUACUCUCUACGUAUUGUACCCUGAGAGCCCGGCCCCAGGUGCCAAGUGGAGGAUUCAGUGUGUGCCUGAGAGCAAGGACUCGUUUGUGAGCCGCAAGCCCCUGCCCGAGGCGUGGAGGGGCUUCCGGGAUGCGGAGCUGGAUGGCAUUGCCGGCAUUGAGGGCUGCGUCUUCGUUCAUGCGGCUGGUUUCAUCGGAGGCAACAAGACCUUUGAGGGCGCCAAGGCGAUGGCCGAGAAGGCUCUUCAGGGUUAG